Gadus chalcogrammus (walleye pollock) is the source of this 2025-nucleotide messenger RNA. It is a transcript of the gene syn2a, whose product is annotated as synapsin IIa. The coding region runs from base 69 to 1481 and encodes 470 amino acids. Gene Ontology annotation, cellular component: synaptic vesicle; synaptic vesicle membrane. Gene Ontology annotation, molecular function: ATP binding. The transcript has 11 exons. The record is from RefSeq and is a predicted model, not a curated record. Gene Ontology annotation, biological process: neurotransmitter secretion. NCBI's taxonomy places the organism in Eukaryota, Metazoa, Chordata, Actinopteri, Gadiformes, Gadidae.
GCUCUUUUCAGAUUGGUAUUCUCCUUCUAUUCUCUUUGGAUCUUCGCAGCCUCUGUCAACCUGCAGCUAUGAAUUAUUUGCGCCGGCGUCUCUCAGACAGCACUUUCAUCUCCAACCUGCCCAAUGGCUACAUGUCGGACCUCCAGAGGCCUGACCCCGCAACCCCUCAGCCCACCACCCCAACCACCCCCGCCGCCCCGGCUAAGUCCCCCACGGCCGGGACCGCGCCUCCUGCCACGUCCCCUGCUCCGGAGAGGAAACCACCGUCGUCCCAGUCCACCGGGUCGGGCUUCUUCAGCUCCAUCACCAACGUGGUGAAGCAGACCGCUGCCUCAGCGGGGCUGGUGGAGCAGAGCCAAGUCACGACGUCCAAGAAGUUCAAGAUCCUCCUGGUGAUCGACGAGCCCCAGCAGGAGUGGGCAAAAUUAUUCCGGGGCAAGAAAGUGCUUGGAGACUAUGACAUCAGAGUGGAGCAGGCUGAAUUCAAUGAGAUCAACAUCUUGGCUCACGCCAAUGGAACCUGCAAUGUUGACAUGCAGGUGUACAGGAAUGGCACCAAGGUUGUCAGGUCCUUCAGGCCCGACUUUGUCCUCAUCCGCCAGCACGCCUUCAGCAUGACCCAGAACGAGGACUUCCGCAACCUGGUGAUCGGCCUGCAGUACGGCGGCGUCCCGUCCAUCAACUCGCUGGAUUCCAUCUACAAUCUGUGCGACAAGCCCUGGGCGUUUGCCCAGCUGAUCACCACCUACAGGAGGCUUGGUGCUGAAAAGUUUCCUCUGAUCGAGCAGACCUUUUACCCCAACUACAAAGAGAUGGUAACCAUGCCAGCGUUCCCCGUGGUGGUGAAGAUUGGACACGCCCACUCGGGCAUUGGGAAGGUGAAGGUGGAGAACCACAGUAAGUUCCAGGACAUAGCCAGCGUCGUGGCUCUGACCCAGACCUACACCACCACCGAGCCCCUCGUGGACGCCAAGUACGACAUCAGGAUCCAGAAGAUCGGCAGCGACUACAAGGCUUACAUGAGAACUUCUAUAUCUGGUAACUGGAAGAGCAAUACAGGCUCCGCCAUGCUGGAGCAGGUGGCCAUGACUGACAGGUACAAGCAGUGGGUGGACACCUGCUCAGAGGUCUUCGGGGGUCUGGAGAUUUGUGCCGUCAAAGCCAUCCACGGCAAGGAUGGAAAGGAUUACAUCACAGAGGUUGUGGGCUCCUCCAUGCCCCUGGUAGGGGAGCACCAGGCGGAGGAUCGGCAGCUCAUUGCCGACAUGGUGCUGGCCAAGAUGGAGCAGGAAGCACAGAAUGCAGCUAACGCCUCCCAGAGACCAACCACCACACAGCCAUCACAGGGCGGCGGGCAGAAGGGCGAGCUGGUGGCCGACCCCACGAAGAACGGAGCUGCGCCGCCCCCUCAGGGCUGCCUGCAGUACAUCCUGGACUGUAACGGCGUGGCGGUGGGGCCCAAGCCCGUCCAGGCCAACUGACCUGUUGAAGAAGGAGCAGCAUCAGUGGGGUAGAGCCCAGAGAUCUAGAUAACCAGUGGCGUACAUUAUGGGAACACGAGAUGCAUAGGCAUGUAAAGGGGGGGGGCUUUUGGGAGCUAGAGCCAAAAUGUUGGCGCUUGUUAUUCACGGACCAGCGCUGGGUUGGCCUGGAUUUGGCGGUGUUUUCCUUGUUUUGGUUUUCUUCCUCUAUGCAGUGUCCAAAUGUACUGUCUUCUUGUUGAUUCGCGUGGAUUCGUGUGCUUGUAAUGGUCGCUCGCUCUGUUGCCCUGUUAGCUGUAGUCUUUCCCUUGAAGCUGUCGUUGAUGAUGUAAUAAGCAGAUUGUGCCUACACUCCCCAAGUCCAGUGCUGCCCCGUGCCACCGGUUUGACACAGAUAUGGCCCCCACACACACACACACACACACACACACACAAACACACAAACACACACUCUAAACACAGCCCCAACACCUACUCCCUUUUCUUUUUUUAACUCCCAAGCUUAUUCUUUUGCCCACGCACGACACAUCCCACCCCCCGCCGU